UAAAUCAGAUAACAUCAGCCGGAUAACUUAGCUGGAUCAUGAUGAGCACGAUGAUAUUAUCUUGGAUGUCUUGUUUAAUCUCAGAUGUUUUAACCCUCUAUGGCAUGGUGUUGCCCUCAGGCAACAAACUACCUUUUUGGACCUCACACUGCCCCUUUAAUUUUUUUUAAUUAAAAAAAAAAGUAUAAUAUCACCUGACAUGUCUGUCCAAUCAAAUAAGGGACUAAAGUGGUUGUAGCCUUUUGUUUGGGGGUGGGGCAGUCCUUUCCGGAAGCAAAGUCGCAUGGGACACAGUGCCACCAAUUGGUAAGUUCAAUUUCACUUUUUAACAUGUUUAAAAUUAAAUAACUUUAUAUAAAAAAAAUAUAUGUAUGUGCAUCAGUAUGUAAAGAAGUAUGUUUGAUUGUUUAAAGACACAUUUUGAUUUUAUUUAUAUGCUAAAACUGUGUUUUUUUGUUUGUUGCCUCAGGGCAACACUGUGCAGUUAGACCACUUUUUUUUCGGGCAAUAUGCUAAAUUGGGGAGAUGUGAUCGGAUGCAAAAUUAGGACCACAUGGUGCAUUCAAGUCCUCCUGGGAAGCUCUGUGAAUGCAUCAUAUAUGUGCAAUUUAUGUUAUUAUUAUUAUUAUUAUUAUUAUUAUUAUUAUUAUUAUGUUGCCACAGAGAUGAUGGUGCCUAUCAUCUCAUAAUCUGGCUAAAUGAGUAAUGUUUUCUGGCAAACUUUAUCUCUCUUCUUUAUUAACAGUACACAUAAUGUGUACAAAUUACAUUGAACAGUCAGCAUUAAGAUAUGCAUUUUUCAUGAUCAAUGUUUUUACUAUCUACUGAUACUUACAGGAAAUGGACACAAGACAAUUUUACGGGCGGAAGGAACAUGAUCGAGCAGUUAGGGUCAUUCCUUCUGACAGUGAGGACAGUGAGCUUGAGGAGAGUGAAAAUGAGGACAGUGAGGUUGAGGAGAGUCAUGAAGACUGGAUCCCUGAAUCAGGAGAAUGCCUGUCUCUUGACAAUGACACAGAGUCUGAGGAUGAAGAUGAAGAUGAUGUAGAAGAGGUUGAUGUUCCACGCCUACCCCGAUGGAGAACACCUCACAAUGCACACUUCAAUGCUUGCCCAGAAUGGCAGGACCUGCUUCCAAAAUCUGAUGAUAUCAUGUCCCCCCUCCAGUACUUCAAGCAGUUUUUCUCUGAAGACAUUCUGGAAGUUAUUGUAGAGCAGUCAAAUCUGUAUGCGAUACAAUGUGAUGCAAACAAGCCGCUUAACCUCACCAUAAAAGAAUUGGAGCAGUUCCUGGGGAUUGUGGUGUACAUGUCAUUGUUUGGUUUACCAGGCACCCGCAUGUUUUGGAACAAAGCCUGCAGAGUAUCCCAAGUAGCUGACACCAUGACACUGAAUAGAUGGGAGGCCAUCAAAAAACACCUGCACUUCAAUAACAAUGAAGAGAGACAGGAGGAUAAUAAUGAUCCACUCCACAAGAUCCGACCACUGGUUACUCAUCUAACCUCAAAACUGACAUCAAUCCCAAUGAGUGAAAAGCUGGCUGUUGAUGAGCAGAUGGUCCCAUUCAAGGGAAGAAACAGACUGAAGCAAUAUCUGCCAUCAAAACCAAAGAAAUGGGGCUACAAGAUUCUGGUCUUGGCUGGCUCUGAUGGUGUCCCGUACAACUUGGAAAUCUACACAGGGAGAGUUGUACAACCCCCUGAGCUAGCAGAUGUGGGAGCAAGUGGCAACGUUGUCCUCCGCCUGGCCCAGCCUAUACCCAAGCAUAAGAAAUACAAGGUUUUUUUUCGACAACUGGUUUACGAGUGUCCCUCUUGUGCUUACACUGGCUCAGCAGGGAAUUCACUGCACUGGUACUGUUCGUGGCAACAGACUACCAGGUGUCAACUUGAUGUGCGAUGCUGAGCUGAAAAGAGCAGGACGUGGAUCUUUUGAACAGAAGAUGGCCAUGGUGAGAGAAACCACCUUGUAUGCUGUAAAGUGGUACGAUAAUCGCUCAGUGACCCUUCUCAGUGAUUACACUGGAGCCCACCCAGUCACCGAGGUUGACAGGUGGGAUCGCAAGCAAAAGAUGAUCACCAAAGUCCCCUGCCCUGCUGUGGUGAAAGAAUACAACAAGAAUAUGGGUGGGGUGGAUCUUCUUGACUCACUGCUUGCACUGUAUAGGAUCAAAAUCAGAUCAAAGAAGUGGUACCACCGGCUGGUGUUCCACCUUCUGGAUAUGAUCAUCGUGACCACAUGGCUGCUCUA
Molecule: messenger RNA, 2250 nt
Organism: Megalobrama amblycephala (Wuchang bream)
Lineage: Eukaryota; Metazoa; Chordata; Actinopteri; Cypriniformes; Xenocyprididae
Product: piggyBac transposable element-derived protein 3-like
Exons: 2
Coding region: 841-1905 (354 amino acids)
Source: RefSeq, a predicted model, not a curated record